Penicillium alfredii is the source of this 1092-nucleotide messenger RNA. RefSeq lists its product as uncharacterized. The transcript has 5 exons. The record is from RefSeq and is a predicted model, not a curated record. NCBI's taxonomy places the organism in Eukaryota, Fungi, Ascomycota, Eurotiomycetes, Eurotiales, Aspergillaceae. The coding region runs from base 1 to 1092 and encodes 363 amino acids.
AUGCAUAAACACGGCGUGAGUAUCACGGCCGUCUCAUGGAUUUUUGGCGGCAUUGCCCUGGGUGCUGUUGGUGCACGAUUGUACACUCGAGUGGUAGCUCUGCGGCGUUCUGGCUGGGAUGACUUCUUCAUCGCCUUGUCGCUGGCUAGCGCCCUGGUGUGCUCGGCCUUGGUCCAGGUGGCCGUCGCCAACGGACUGGGAAUGCAUGCUGCCGAUAUCACAGACCCGAAUCAACUACUGCGAGCGUUCAAAUACACCGUCAUCGCACCCAACUUCUCCGUGGUCAGCACCACCACCGGCAAAAUGAGCGUCACUCUCUUUCUGUUGCGGCUCAUGGGCCAGUCUGCGACUCUGGCGCGUCGAUGGUUCUUGUAUAUUCUUAUGACCAUCUGUGUGGCGUGGAACACUCUCGCCAUUAUUGCCAUCAUCGGCUUUUGUCGGCCCGCGGAGAAGAUCUGGAAUCCGAAAGUCCCAGGGUCUUGCUUCAGUUUGAACUUCCAGUUGAUCGCUGGAACAUCCCAAGCUGCCUUCAACGCCUUCAACGAUUUUGCUCUCGCGGUCUUUCCGGCUUAUAUCUUCUGGCGCGUGCAGCUGCCCCUCAAGAUGAAGGUUGCUAUCAUCGCCGUCAUGGGAGCGGGUAUCUUUGCGGCGGCGGCCACUCUGGUCAAAUGCAUCUUGCUAAAGAAUCUCCCUGCACAUGCCGACAUUACCUGGUCCUGGGCCAACAUCACCCUCUGGUAUACGAUCGAGAUGUAUGUCAUCAUAAUCUGCGCGUCCCUGCCCACCCUCCGACAGUCCUACUCCGUGGUGUUACACCGUUCCCAUAAGAGUUCAGCAUAUACACGAACGCAGUCCGACGCCAGACAGAAACCUAUCCCUCUCGUGCGCCGCCCCAUGGAUGCCUCGCUGUUGGUUACUCGCACCGAGCCCCCGGGUGGUACGGAACACGACCGCCAUUCCAGCCAGGAGAGUAUCUUGGGGGCCUCAAGGAUCCAGAAGACGACGGAUGUUCAUGUGGUUCAGGAGACUCGGCCAGAGAGAGGAGAGGAUCCACAUUUCUCGCGGCCAAAUCCUUUCCGAAGUCCUGCUUAA